This is a messenger RNA of Zygotorulaspora mrakii, 2010 nucleotides long. It is a transcript of the gene SGV1, whose product is annotated as cyclin-dependent serine/threonine protein kinase SGV1. Gene Ontology annotation, biological process: protein phosphorylation. The transcript has a single exon. NCBI's taxonomy places the organism in Eukaryota, Fungi, Ascomycota, Saccharomycetes, Saccharomycetales, Saccharomycetaceae. Gene Ontology annotation, cellular component: nucleus. The record is from RefSeq and is a predicted model, not a curated record. Gene Ontology annotation, molecular function: cyclin-dependent protein serine/threonine kinase activity; ATP binding. The coding region runs from base 1 to 2010 and encodes 669 amino acids.
AUGGAUGGUACAAGACCAGAUGCUGAGAGAAAGACCGAGUCCAAAUAUAAAAUUGGGAAAGUCAAACAGAUUCCUACUGUUCAAAAGGACUUUAAAAGUGGGUUAACGUAUAUAGAAUUGAAGGCUGGAGCUGAUGAGAAAGUUUACGGGUGUACAAAAUUUGCUGGACACUACAGGGAGGAAAAAAAGUUGGGUCAAGGAACCUUCGGUGAAGUUUACAAGGGUGUUCAUUUAGAAACGCAGCGCCAAGUUGCAAUGAAAAAAAUCAUCGUUAAUGUUGAAAAAGAUCUUUUCCCCAUCACAGCUCAGAGAGAGAUUACGAUACUCAGAAGAUUGGACCAUAAAAAUGUCAUUAAAUUGAUCGAAAUGGUUUAUGACUAUCCUCCUACGACAAAGCAUGGCUCUGGGACAAAUGUUGAGCAUCAACAAACAUCAGGUAAAACUCCUUUGACAAAAUCUUUCUAUAUGAUUCUUCCCUACAUGGUUUCAGAUCUUUCCGGAAUACUCCAUAACCCUAGAAUGAACCUUCAGUUGAGCGACAUUAAGAAUCUCAUGCUUCAACUGCUGGAGAGCAUUAACUACAUCCAUUGCCAGAAAUUUAUGCAUAGGGAUAUCAAGACUGCCAACAUCCUAGUAGAUCACAACGGCGUCUUGAAACUUGCAGAUUUCGGCCUGGCCAGGUUAUAUUAUGGGUCGCCACCAAAUUUAAAGUAUCCAGGUGGAGCGGGAGCGGGUGCCAAAUAUACCUCUGUAGUAGUAACAAGAUGGUAUAGGGCUCCAGAGCUGGUCCUGGGCGAUAAAUUUUAUACAACGGCAGUUGAUAUUUGGGGUGUUGGUUGUGUUUUCGCCGAGUGUUUCGAGAAAAAGCCAAUCCUUCAGGGAACGACGGAUAUUGAUCAGGGCCAUGUUAUCUUUAAACUGCUGGGGACCCCCUCUAAGGAAGACUGGCCAUCAGCUGAACUUCUACCAGGUGCAGAAUUAACUAAAAGCAAAUACCUCGGCAAUCUGAAGGAGAGAUUUGGCUCUUUUCUAGAUGAAACGGGUUUGGAUUUUCUACGAAACCUACUAGCACUGGAUCCAUACAAGCGUUUGACGGCAAUGUCAGCAGUUCAUCAUCCAUUCUUCAAACAAGAACCAUUGCCAUCUGCUAAGCUGAAUUUGCCAUGUGAGGAGAGCCAUGAGGCUGAUAUCAAACGAUAUAAAGAGGAAAUGCAGCAAGCAAUGUCACAGAAGGCUCCAACAGCUCCAAGAGGACAUGUAACUGAAUCAAAAAUUUCAUCUGCUGCCACUCAAAUGCCCAAAGCACCUGGUCACAAUAACUUUCCUAAAGGACCGGCACAAAAGGCGGCAGCUGCAACCAAUAGCUAUAGAAGUAAUACCAUGGCUCCUGCGCAACGUCAGGUCUCGAGGUAUAACGGAAAUAGUGGUAACAGUGGCUUUACCAGCAAAGCAUCAUACAGUAAUAAUUAUAGACAGUCAGAUCAGUAUCGAUUCCAUCCAGAUGACGCAGGCGCUCCUUCCUCGUUUGCAGCUCGUUUACCCAAAGGUCCUCAGUCUUCCAGGUUUCAACGUACCGACAAUAUACCUACAGGUCCUGCCGCGUAUAACAGUUACGGGCAAAAGGAUGCUGGUUACUAUGACAGAUCAAAACAGACUUUUAACGCCACUGAGACACCUCCAAGAAAUUAUGCAAGACAUGAACAAUUCCAUGACAGGUCAGUGGCAAUCCCUCGUCAACCCCGUAACGACACAAAACCAUCAAAUUAUGAAACACAGCCGCAGACACAGAUUCAAAAACAAGCAACAUCUCAAGUCCCGACACACAGAAAUUCUCGGCUCCCAACGGAACCUUACACACACACACGCACUCAAGAACAGGUACAGAAUGAACCUGGAAGUCAAGAAAUGAAACAGACUUCGAGCCAAAAUCAGCAAAACAUGCGAAAAAUCAAUGAGACCGAAAAGGACAAGGACGGAAGUGGAACCAGAGACUUGGCCGACCUUUAUUAA